Messenger RNA from Annulohypoxylon maeteangense, 1809 nucleotides. RefSeq lists its product as uncharacterized. Lineage: Eukaryota; Fungi; Ascomycota; Sordariomycetes; Xylariales; Hypoxylaceae. The record is from RefSeq and is a predicted model, not a curated record. The transcript is spliced from 3 exons. The coding region runs from base 1 to 1809 and encodes 602 amino acids.
AUGCGUCAAAAGACUAAAGAUGCGGCAGCCAACAUCCCAACGCACCCCAUCCCCGCCAUGCAGCCGGCCUUUGCCGAGUCUUUGAUCGAAGCGACCGAUGUGCCCGCUGUGGCAAAACCUAAACUCAGGUUUGCAGAGGCGAGGGAGCGCAGGAACUAUCUAUUAGACGGAGAAAAGGGGUCGAAAUUAUAUGGCGAGCUAUGGCGAUAUCGGGCGGGCCAGCGGUAUCACGAGCUCUGGAAGCUCAUGGCCCAAAUAUCGUUUGGUGUGUACCUGCUUUUAAAUGGAAUUGCGAAUAGCAAUGAACAGGUGGUCAACAUACUUCAAGAUCACAUCGACGAGGUUGAUGAAUUUCUAGAGACGACACUGGAGGAUGUCAAUCUCGCAAUUCAUGACAUUCGGGAACGCAUUGACCUUCUCAAGUUGCCCAUGGGAAAUAUCGAAACGUUUGAGCAGAUGUUGGAGGACCGAAAUUUUCGUUUGCAGAUAGUAAAUGGAAACGAGAAGAUCGAACAUAUCAUCUCUCGGACGACCACCUCCCUCGAAGCAACCGUUGGCGACGUUAAUGAGGGAUUAGCAGCCACUAAACAGUUUGCAACGUAUCUUGGUGAGCAGCAGGGUCGGGCUUGGUCUCAAAAGUUCCCAGAUGUCGUGGACAUAUUCGACGCUAUGAGGGGAAACGCUCAGGGUUGGUAUAAGGCCUUCCUCGAAUUGCAGGGAACAACAUCGACUUUGCGCAGUCUUCUGAAAAAGCUUGAUCGGAUGGUGGCUGAAAUGAAUUACCGCGCGGGUGAAGUAAGCCGCAGGACAAGGGCAAGUGUUGCGCCCUUUUCCAGCCCUAUAGAACCUCCGCCAAGGAGCAGCGCACGAACUUCAUCAACUCUAUCUUCCGACAGGCGCCCACCCAAACUUGAGCUUUCGAGGGGCGCAUCUCAGAAAUCUGCGUCAGGUUCAACUGCUACUAGAUCAACUGUGAUGGUUGUUCAAUUUAACGCUCCGCUAGAGCCAAUGUCUCCUGUAGAGCUAGAGGCGGAUAGUGUCCCGAAUCCGAUUGUGACGAUCGAGGAGGAGCCGAAACCUGAAAACGACUCAGAGAAAGAAUCUCCCGUGGAUGAAGGCCUUUUCAUUUUACAGCCGCGGACUUACACACCGCAGCCGCCUGCACCAAUACCCUCACCAAGAGUCCAAGAUCCGCCAGUUGAGAAGCAGGAGGAGCAACCGAAGAAGCGAACGUCUUUACGCCAGAGACUAUCUUCGAGGGGGAGCAAUCUACCGGAGGCUAUACAGGUUCCUCCCCGUAACGCUCCCGAGCUCCAGCGACCGAGGUACCCAGCUGUGCAGAAUCAGUCUCACCAUCAAUCCCCACGCUUAUAUCAAGGCCCGGACUCUGCGUAUAGUUCUGACAGUGAGGCUCGACCUAUACCGCCAUUGCCAAAUUUCACAACCACGAUACCUUCUCCACGUUCUGACCAACAACAUUAUUUCCCUGUGCGAGCGAGUCCCCAUUCGCCUCUGCAACAAAGACCAUGGACGUCGGGUACAAAUAUCCAACAAAACCACGUGCGGAAUCAACCAUCGGCUAUGGGGAUGAGCAUGUUAAGCAAUGUGACGACGCUAAGUCCAGAAAACAAGACACUGAAGAAAAAGAGAAGUGCAUUUGGAUGGUUGAAGAAGGCAUUUUCGCUUGACGACGAAGAGCGAGCCGAAUUCGAAGCCAGAAGGGCUCAGAAAUCUCCCAAUCCGUACUACGAGAGCCGAAGUCCACGGUAUCUGGACGGAAAACGUCUCCCGGAGUACGGGCACCAUUAA